Alternaria metachromatica is the source of this 1338-nucleotide messenger RNA. RefSeq lists its product as uncharacterized. Lineage: Eukaryota; Fungi; Ascomycota; Dothideomycetes; Pleosporales; Pleosporaceae. The transcript is spliced from 2 exons. The record is from RefSeq and is a predicted model, not a curated record. Bases 1 to 1338 code for a protein of 445 amino acids.
AUGCCAGAGCUUUCGGAAGCAGCGGCUCGCCAUCUGAAGAAGCAUCUCGAUAGAUUCUCCCAGAGGUUCGAGAAAGAGCAUGGGCAUGCGAUCAAGUUGUUCGGCAGCAUACCGCUUUAUCAGGGGUGGGAGGCGCUGCGGACCAUCACGCUCACACUGGAUAUCGACUUCUUUGCUGAGGCUCUAGCAGAGAUUGCGAUGAUACCCGAAGCUGAGAAGGAUAAUUGGCGUCGUGGAGAAGUUUUAGAGAAGCUCGAGCUGAACAUCGAUACAGAGAGGAAGGGCAAAAUCCCACAGUGGCGCGCACUCCUGCUUCAUCCAUUCGACAAAGUCACACUACUAAUUACCGACGCAUCCCGGGACAAAGACAGUGAUAAGACCGUUCAGCUUGAAAAGUACAGCCACGUCGUCGACAUAUUGCGAGACAGCCUCGCAGACAUGGGCGACCAAAUCGCCUACGACUGGCUCAUGUUUCAAGACGCGCUAGACUGGGAUGCCAUAUGUGAACAAGAAGACGAAUAUCUACCAGCUCCUCAGCGCGAAUGGUACAAGACCGCAGAGCUUUUCCGCUUCGCGCGCGUGCAGUACAAGCGGCUUAGCGAUGGGGACUGGAGAGAAGAAGUCGAGCAAGCAGGUCUGCUAGGGAACAAGACCCGCCGCCGUAUCCAGACCAAGCAAAUAAACUUCGCUUGGAACUUCCUGCCUACCACCAUAACCGUCCCAAAGAAAUUUGUUGGUAAGAGACACACCUAUACCGCGGAACAUGCGGAGGAAAUGCGUAAGACAGAUCAGCUCCGCGAGCUCAAGUACGAAAACCAGUGGCCGCACAAGUACGAAGUGGCUGCUGCGGAUGGACUCAUCGGCGAGAUGGGCAUUCGUCAUCCCAAACGCUGGAUCUUGGCUAGUGAAGAGUAUUGCGAAUACUAUGGUUUGAUGGAGCAGUUGAAAGAGGCAGAAGACGUGGAGAGCAAGGGCAUUGGGAUGGCGCUGUGGAAGGCGAAACCAAGGGCUAAGAAAUCGGAGGCAGAGGAAGGGGCUGACGGGACUGCUGACGUAGAGGCUGAGGAGGAAAUUGACGAGGAUGUUCAGGAGGAAGUCAAGGAGGACGUUGUGGACUAUAUUGAGGAAGAUAUUGAAGAUGACGAAGAUGAUGACGAAUAUAGCGAUGAGGAUGAUGACGAAGACGAAGACGAAGAUACAGACGAAGAUAGCGAGGGUGAAGAUGGCACCGAAGAGGAAGAUCAAGUUGAGAUUGAGGACGAGGACGGCCCUGGCUUUCAGCCUGUGGUUUACGAUCGGAGACAAACUAGGAUCACCGAUUUCUGGAAGAAGGUAUAG